AUGUCCGAAGUCAACGUCACCGCGGUGAUCUACCCCAAGCCCGAGAAAUUCGACGAGGUCGCAGCCCUCUUUUCCCAAGUGGCUACCAAGGUGCAAGAACAUGAGCCAGAUACACUGCUGUACUAUGCAUUCCAAGUACGCGAAAAGCAUGAAAUCGUGGUGGUUGAACGAUACAAAAACCAGGCGGCGGUUCAGACCCAUGUCCAGGCACCCUAUUUUCGCGAGUUUGCGGCCCAAUUGCCCGCGCUGUCGGCCAAGCCUUGGGAGCUGAGGGCGGGAGGGUUUUUGAGUCGGGGAGUGUCGCGGCUGUAG
Molecule: messenger RNA, 312 nt
Organism: Penicillium alfredii
Lineage: Eukaryota; Fungi; Ascomycota; Eurotiomycetes; Eurotiales; Aspergillaceae
Product: putative quinol monooxygenase
Exons: 3
Coding region: 1-312 (103 amino acids)
Source: RefSeq, a predicted model, not a curated record